AAAUGGAAGCAAACAGUAAGCUACAAUUCGUAAGUUCCCCUGAUGUCCCGCGAUCCUCAGAUCGUGUGAUUCUGGAGUAUGUGUUCGCGAACCACACUAACUACCAGUUCUGGAGUAAAGUAAGAGUAUUGGACACCGAACCCAAGACAGUCCAGGAUUGUCCUGUCUGGGAUAAUUAUAUGUGGAACAACAUAAACCAGGACGAUUCUGAAUUGUUUGACAUGAUAAUGAAGCCAGUGGCCAUGUUUGAAAAUCCAUUCCUGAAAAGUCCACAUAAACUGGUUCUCUGUGACAUGUGGCUAACACUGGACAAACCUGCAGGAAUUAACACGAGAGUUCAAUGUGUUGAGACAAUGGAGAGACUAAAGUAUGACCCAGUAACGGGACACCGACCCAAAGAGUCCCAUGACCCGUGGUUUGGUAUAGAGCAGGAGUACGUAGUAAUGAGAGAUGACGGCAAGCCAACCAGUUAUGACCCAAGAACAUACGACUACUCAUCACUCAUUAUCUACUGCAGUAUUGGACAUGAACACGACAGGAAUGUUGGACUGGAAAGGGACUUGUCACUCAAACACUUACAAGCCUGCAUCUAUGCUGGUAUUCAUGUCAGUGGAUGUAUACGGGAAAACGGACCGUCUCAGUGGGAGUAUCAGGUCGGGCCAUGCCCCGGGGUCACGGUGGGGGACCACCUACAGAUGUCCCGUUACAUCUUACUGAGACUAGCGGAGAUGUACGGUUUUAGGGUUACCCUGAAAGCUGCCCCAGUCAGUGGAGAGGCCUUCUUUUCUGGUGGACAUUUGAACUUCAGCGUCAGAAAAAUGAGGGAAAAAGACGGAAUUAAAUUUAUACAGCAUGCAGUUGAAGUAUUGUCUAAAUCUGAUCCUUUGCCGCUGUUGCGACUAUACGACCAAACUCUUGAGAAAGACAACUCUGAGAGAUUAGCCAAUAAGUCGGGACACUGGCAUCCUAGGCAGGACGACUUCGUGGUGGACGGAGAAAAUAAGGUUUUCACCACAAUCAGGAUUCCUCCCCUCGUGACAGCGGAGGGGCGAGGCUACAUGGAGGAUCGCAGACCACCCUCCUCUGUUGACCCAUACGCAGCUACCUCUGGACUUGUCCGUGCAUGUAUAUUCGGCGAUUAUUUGAAGCCAGGAAACGAACAUCUGAAAGAUCUUUCAGUAUGGGAUAAAAAUGCAUCUGAACUGAAUUGAUGCAGUAUUUCCGUUGAAGAAUCUCUUAACUACAGUAGAGGAAUAUCGGUAUCACUAACUUCUGGGUGAAUAAAAAAAUUUAUAAGUUAACAAGUGCCUCUUGACUUUGCCAUAUAGCCUAGUAAUAACAGACUGGAUAACCUGACAAUAGCCAUAGGUGAAAUCGAACCUGUUCACAGUACACUGUACACAGCUAUAAGUAAUCAGUAUCAAAACUUGCAUAUAAUCGGAGUGUGAAAAUUGUGUAAUUUUAAACUUGAAUAUAAAUUUAAAAAAAAAUUGGAGGGAAAAAAAAACUAUGCAAAAAUUUUAAUAACAUUUACAUGUUUUUAAAAUUUCAAUGAAGGAUCCUAAAAGCGAGCUCUUGAAAUAUGAAUUCAUUAUUCAGUGUUCGAGAUAAGGUCUUUAUUUUUGUGAUUUUUUAGGUUAAGGUGGGGGUAGGGGGUCAGAAAAUAUGGACAAAAUGAUUUUAUGAACUUUACUAAAAUGUCCGGUUGAGUAAUGCAUAAUAUAAAUAUCUGAUAAAACGUGUCAAGCAGAGUCAAAUAGAUCUAGAUUAAUUUAAUCUAAUUUUGUUGAUAUUUUUUAAAGCUAUGUCUUUGCCCUUAUUUUAUGGGGAAGGGGGUGUGGCAGCCUCAAGCCCCCACUUUAUUCACGUGUACAUCCACUGAUCCCUGGGCAAAAACUUGAAACAACUGUGUACAUGCAUAUAGCUAUCAGGUUUAGUCUUCAAAUAUUUCCUAAUGCAGAUAUAUUUUUCAAUUUCUUGAUAAAUAAUGUAUUUUAUCUACAAGAAAUAUUACACUUACCAUAUAUUAAAUUUAAUUUUGGUGCUCAU
Molecule: messenger RNA, 2049 nt
Organism: Saccostrea echinata
Lineage: Eukaryota; Metazoa; Mollusca; Bivalvia; Ostreida; Ostreidae
Product: glutamine synthetase-like
Exons: 6
Coding region: 3-1211 (402 amino acids)
Cellular component (GO): cytoplasm
Molecular function (GO): glutamine synthetase activity
Source: RefSeq, a predicted model, not a curated record